GAACACCACAGCGAGUCAAUUGCCAUUGAGAAGUGACCAACUGUCUUACUUGCCUGAUGUUAACUAACUCAAUCCAAGGUGCCUGGUGGUUUCCUUACUUCUUCUUCUUCUUCUUUGUAACCGUGUGCAGUCUACAGGCAAUGACAAUGUCAAAUAACACAAUGUAUAUGUACAACAAAGACAAGUGCACAUUUCGUGAAUACAAUCCCACCAAAGUCAUACAUCUCUACCCUUAUAAUGUGCAGGACAUCGUAGCCAACGGCAACAAAUCGAAACGUGCACGUAUUUGUACAAUGACGUUUGCAAUUCGGCACAAUGAGCGUUUGCGGUUGACCAUAGACUUUUUGAGGAUACGGACUUGCAAAGUGACUGCUCGUCUUUACUUACUACAAGAGAUGAACCAACUUGAUUUACGGGUACGUUAA
Molecule: messenger RNA, 425 nt
Organism: Octopus bimaculoides (California two-spot octopus)
Lineage: Eukaryota; Metazoa; Mollusca; Cephalopoda; Octopoda; Octopodidae
Source: RefSeq, a predicted model, not a curated record